AUGCCUGACGACAAAAAAGCAAAAUCUAAUGAGAACUCGCAAGUAGCGAGUAAUCAACCAACAAAUGAAACAAUUGGUAGUAGUGAAUUUACUACAACAACAGGUUCUUAUCCAAUUCGUUUACCAAACCAUCCUCAUCGUCCAUCAGGUGGAUUUAUUCUUGAAAAAUUUAAAGAUUUUUAUGAUUAUUAUUGGCAUUAUUAUCGUUGGGCACCAACACGUAUUGCAGCACGAUUUUUAUGGAGUGAUAGUGGAUGGGAAUAUUUAAAAGAAUUUACAUCAACAGGCAUGUGGUCACUUGAUGUUGAUGCACCAAUUCCUCAACGUUUAGCAGCUGGUCUUGGUUUAGGUUUAAAAGCAUCCGUAUUUAUAUAUGCUGUUCGUUAUCAUAAUCUUCGUACUCGAUAUCAAAUUCCUGCUAAUGCUGCUAUAUUUCGUGCACUUCGUCCAUGUGCAUUUUUUACUGCAUCAUGUCUUAUUUAUUGUGGUUCAUGGCCAAUUGUUCGUGCUUUACGUGGUUAUCAACAAACAGAAACUGGUCGUGAUAUUGAUGCAGCACUUGUUGGUGGAUUAUCAGGUGUUUUAAUAACAGCAAUGUGGAUAAGAAAUUCUCGUUUUGUUGGAAUAUCAAUUCCAAUGGCAUAUAUACUUGGAGGAAUAUCAGUUGGUCUUUAUAAUGCAACUCAUGCUGGUUAUGUAACCAAUGUCAAUGCACGUGCUGGUUGGUGGGAUAUACAUCAUUGGAGACGUGGAAAUCCAUUUUUUGGACCACCAUAUGAAGAACGUUUAGCUAAAUUUAAGGCCCAACUUCAAAAUGCUAAAUAUAAAGAAUAUGUUGACACAUCAAUUAAAACACGUUGGUGA
Messenger RNA from Rotaria sordida, 864 nucleotides. The record is from the annotation of a GenBank genome assembly. Lineage: Eukaryota; Metazoa; Rotifera; Eurotatoria; Philodinida; Philodinidae.